Messenger RNA from Synchytrium microbalum, 852 nucleotides. RefSeq lists its product as uncharacterized. Gene Ontology annotation, molecular function: protein-lysine N-methyltransferase activity. Bases 1 to 852 code for a protein of 283 amino acids. Gene Ontology annotation, biological process: peptidyl-lysine dimethylation. The record is from RefSeq and is a predicted model, not a curated record. Lineage: Eukaryota; Fungi; Chytridiomycota; Chytridiomycetes; Synchytriales; Synchytriaceae. The transcript is spliced from 5 exons.
AUGACUAUAUUAGCACGAGAUCCAUCGUCAGAGGAAGUGAAAUCUACUGUUAUGCCUUCAAACAUUGACUCGAACGAAGAGAUUCUUGUUGAUGAAGAACUGUCACUUUUUCAAGAACCCGAAGACUUCAGACCAAAGACUCCACCGCCGACAUUCACUACGUUUGAUCGAACUCCCGAAGACGUUCAAGGAGGUACCCCGUCGCAGUUCCAAUUAAGGCUUAUUUCUCCACAUUCGUUAUGGGGUCACAUGUUAUGGAAUGCUGGAAUUGUGCUUACGCGGCAUCUGGAUCAUAACAAGCAGCUAUGUCAUGGUAAAACUGUGCUAGAAUUGGGAGCUGCCGCUGCUCUACCCUCAUUCGUAUCGGCUAUUAAUGGGUGCAAGCUGGCAGUCAUUACUGAUUACCCCGAGAAGAAUUUGAUUGAAAACAUGGACUAUAAUGUUCGAGUGAAUCUACCAGAGCUGCUAGAUAGUGGUGUCAUUAAGAUUAUGGGACAUUUAUGGGGAGACGACGUAUCGCCGAUCUUAAACGAAUUGGUCCCAUUCAACACAUCUAAAUUCGACGUCGUCAUUCUAGCAGAUGUGAUUUUCAAUCACUCUCAACACAUUGCCCUUCUGAAAUCAGUGAAGGCUACAUUAGCAGAAGGAACAGGGAUUGUGUAUGUGCCAUUCUCACAUCACAGGCCAGAUUUAGCUCAUAAAGAUAUGGCGUUCUUUGAAUUGGCACAGGCUGACCCCUUUAAUUUUAAAGUUGAGAAAAUGUUUGAGGAGCGGCUGAAGCCCAUGUUUGAGGUUGAUCGUGGGCCUGCAGAGAUCAGAGCCACUGUGCAUGUUUAUGCUCUGAGGAUCUGA